Messenger RNA from Entamoeba nuttalli P19, 582 nucleotides. RefSeq lists its product as hypothetical. Bases 1 to 582 code for a protein of 193 amino acids. Lineage: Eukaryota; Evosea; Mastigamoebida; Endamoebidae. The transcript has a single exon. The record is from RefSeq and is a predicted model, not a curated record.
AUGAAGGUAUCAACACAUGGAAAUCGUACAUCAUUUGGAACACCUUUAUUUCAACCAAAUUUUAAUGAGCAAUCAAACCAUUAUGAUUUUCAAUCAGAUGUACCUCGAAUGUCUUUAUUAGAUGAUAUUGCAAGACAAAAACAAAGUGUGUUAAGAACACCCCAGCCAAGAAAGUCAUUCUCUAUAAAACAAAACGAUUUUUUAAAUACAUUUAAUUCUAAUUCUACAUUUGGUGCAUUACCACAAAAUAUUAAUGAAGAAGAUUCUGUCAUUCUUCGUGAUUGUUCUAUGAAACAAACACCAGAGAUUCUUGAAGCAAUUCAACCUUAUGGUAAGGUUAUUGGAAUUGAAGAUGCUGGAGAGUUUGGAGUAAAAAUUAAAUUUGUUUCAAGAGAAAGUGCAAGAGAUUUAUUAUUAAUGAGAAGAAUAAUUAUUGAUGGCAAGCCAUGUGAAACUCUUGACAUUCCAACUUUCAUGAACCUUCAACGUAUCAGCCAAGCGUCAAAGACCAAUCUCAUUUUUAUCCAAUACCAAUCAUUUUUUGCUAAAUUUGUUGAAUUCUUAAGAGGAUUGUGGAAUUGA